AAUCCAACACAAAAGGAGGAAAGAAAAUAACCCAAACCCAACCUCCCUCCCCCCCCAACCCAAAAUCUAAAACCAUGAAAUCUGUGUCUCCAGCCCGACCAAUCACAUCCCUUCGAAAACUCCCUCCCACCUCUACCUCUUGCUCGAAAAUCUCCGCUCUAGCCAAUGUCGCUACGCCUGCGCUCAAUUUCCGGGUUCCACGACACCCGAUUCGCCGGCGGAAUGAUAUCCGGAAGCCCCAAACAGCUGUAAGAUCUCAGUUUUCUUCAAACCCACAGAGCAAUGAAGACCCAGACGCCCAAGUUCAAGACCUUGUGGUCCCACAACAUUGGUUGACCCCCUCAAAGGCCUUGGAGGAAUCAGAGUGGCUGAGGGUUACUUUGCACAAGUGGUUGGACGACGAGUACUGCCCGGAACCAACCAAUGUCGAAAUCAGCAAGAUUGCUGCUCAAUCAUUCUACAAAUCUUUACUCCAAAAACAGACGGAUUUGGGUGAGAUUUUGUUGAAGAUGGCCAUAGAAUUGGAAUCCAUUUCGUACCAGGAAAGCUUCCACGGCGCGUUCUCGUCAGCCAACGCGGCCGUGAAUUUGAUUUCCCAACGGAUAGAGCAGGCCUAAUUGUCACUCAGUCCAGUUCAAGGUUUUCAAAAUUUAUCUUGUCCUGCAUUUCCUAUGUAAUGGUAGUAAUGUUUUCUCGAAACGUCUGUCCUUUUAAGCAGUAAGUUUUCUGUAAAGAACGGACAUCCUGCAGAGAGAAUCUUCGAUAUAAUGAAUAUAUGUGUAUCUCCUUGCAAA
Molecule: messenger RNA, 794 nt
Organism: Malus domestica (apple)
Lineage: Eukaryota; Viridiplantae; Streptophyta; Magnoliopsida; Rosales; Rosaceae
Source: RefSeq, a predicted model, not a curated record